Molecule: messenger RNA, 822 nt
Organism: Alternaria conjuncta
Lineage: Eukaryota; Fungi; Ascomycota; Dothideomycetes; Pleosporales; Pleosporaceae
Exons: 3
Coding region: 1-822 (273 amino acids)
Source: RefSeq, a predicted model, not a curated record
AUGUCAAACUCUGCCUUUCAAGACUCGUUUGGACGAUCAAAUCCGCAUGUGCUCCGAAUACACGAAUUUACCAGACCAGACAUUGAGCUAUUUGCGUGGGAAAAUCUGCUAUCCGACAGUCGCUACAUUGACUUCGAACCGACACUGUUUAAUGAUCUGGUACGGGAUAUCGGCGAACGAGCACAAGGUGUUUUCCUUUGGGUACGUCUCGUGGUCAAAUCGCUUCGUAACGGCAUCAUCAACCAGGAUCCAGUGACCAUAUUACAAGAGCGCUUGCAAGCGACACCAUCGGACUUGGAAGAGUUCUUCGAGCAGAUUCUGGCGUCGGUGGAUGCGAUAUAUCGAAGCAGAAUGGCUUGGACGUUCCUCGUCGCUAUGCGGAGUCCGCGUCAACUGAAAUUGAUACACUACUACUUUCUGGAACAAGAAGACCCAACCUUCGGAUUCGAUAAGCCCGACGAGAUAUGGUCACACUCUGAGAUACAAAGAUGUGCAAUGAAGACCGAGAGACGGCUCAACGGUCGGUUCAAAGGUCUUUUAGAGGCCACCCCCUCGGUGGACAUCACCGCGCAGACAGAAGUCGACUUCUUGCACCGUACCUUGAGCGACUUCCUCGCGACAAAUCGCAUGAAGGACAAGCUCCAGUCUUGGGCGUCGGAGGAACUCAAUGUUUUCACUGCCAUAAGCAUGGCUUUGAUUGCAGAAUCAAAAUUCAUCGAGGAGAACCCCACUUUCCAAAAUUACAAGAUGGCCGUGGAACUGGCCAGCAAAGGCGCUAUCGAGACAGGCGACACAACGCAUUGCUUUCAGACUCAACUGUGA